This is a messenger RNA of Drosophila bipectinata, 1792 nucleotides long. Its product is annotated as solute carrier family 2, facilitated glucose transporter member 6. Lineage: Eukaryota; Metazoa; Arthropoda; Insecta; Diptera; Drosophilidae. Gene Ontology annotation, molecular function: sugar transmembrane transporter activity. Gene Ontology annotation, biological process: carbohydrate transport; transmembrane transport. Gene Ontology annotation, cellular component: membrane. The record is from RefSeq and is a predicted model, not a curated record.
GUGAGACAGUUCUAUGGCGGUGCUGUAAAGCUGUUUAGGCUAAGUCAAGUAAAUAUACAAACCAUAAACGUACCUUAUGGUGGGCCAACAAAAGCUGACAACCAAAAAUGAAGGAGCAGGAGGAGAGUCUACACCAGCCCGGAAAUGAGAGUAAUGGCAGGCAGGCCAAGAUCGUCUCAGGACUGGAUCGGCCCCAACAGACGCCACGUCCGCCUGGAGAACAAUUUCGAGCCGUACGCCGCCAGGUGGUGGCCGUCGUCCUGGCUAACAUCGGUGUUUUUUCCACUGGCAUGACCCUGGCUAUGCCAACCGCUACUUUGCAUCAGCUGAAGGACCCCACGGAACCAGUUCACCUGACCGAAACGCAGGGCUCCUGGUUCGCAUCGGUAAACGCUUUAUCGGCUCCCUUGGGAGGACUGCUCUCCGGAGUUUUGCUCGACAGGAUAGGACGCAAGCGGUCUCUUAUUGUCCUCAACGUGCUAACCAUUGCGGCCUGGAUUCUGCUGGCCACUCCCAGUCAAACUGACUCGCAGGCCUUUUUCUGGCAGCUCAUCGUCUCACGUUUCAUGCUGGGAAUCGGCAUGGGUCUGGCCAGUGCCCCGCCAGGAGUCUAUGCGGCCGAGAUCAGCGUGCCUCGGACGCGGGGAAGCCUCAUCCUGGGCACCUCCAUCUCAGUGGCUGGUGGCAUCACGAUACUCUACGGAAUCGGCUACUGUAUCCGCGACGACUUUCGGUUGAUAGCCCUGAUCUGCUGCGGCUACCAAUUGGUUGCUCUGCUAUGCGUUUUGCCCCUACCCGAGAGCCACUGCUGGCUUCUGGCCAAGAAGCGAGUAACCGAGGCCAAGCGGUCGCUCAAUUACUUCAGAGGGUUUAAUAAAUCAGAUGAGAUCACCCAUCCGCUGGUUUUGGAGGAGUUCCAAGUGCUGCAAAAGUCUCUACAGCAGCGGGACGCUGAGGUCAAGGAGUCCUUUUGGAGGAGCCUCAAGCAGCCGGAGGUCCACAAGCCCCUGCUCAUCCUGAUGUCGCUGUUCGCCUUCCAGCAGCUGACAGGCAUCUUCGUGGUCAUCGUCUACGCGGUCCAGAUAUCAUCGGAAGCCGGCAUCCAGAUCGAUCCGUUUAUGUGUGCUCUGCUGAUAGGAUUGGCCCGGUUGAUUACCACCUGCCCGAUGGGGUAUAUCCUGGAACUCUGGGGUCGGCGCAAGGCGGGAAUAAUAUCCACUGUGGGUAUGUCUGCCUGUAUGUUCCUGCUGGCCGGUCAGAGCUGGAGUGAAUUCCUUCAGGGAGUACCCUAUUUGCCAGUGAUAGCUAUUGUGGGCUUCAUUGUGCUGAGCACUUUGGGUCUGUACACCCUGCCCUUCUUCAUGAUCUCCGAGCUGUUCCCGCAAAGGGUGAGAGGUCCUGCGUCUGGACUCACAGUGGCCGUCGGCAUGUUCAUCUCCUUCGUGUGCCUGAAGACGUUUCCCGAUCUUAAGGAGGCUAUCGGCAUGCCCAAAUGUUUCGUCUUCUUUGGGGUCAUGGCCGUCUUGGCCCUGGUCUUUGUCUACUGGGCUCUGCCGGAGACCCGCCGCCGCUCCCUCCUGGAAAUUGAGGAGCAGUUCCGGACGGGGAAAAGCCGGAAACGUCAAACUCAGGCUGAUGUCGAGAUGCAGGAGGUCUUUGUCCGGAAAACAGACAACUGAAAUUUCUGGAAGCCGAAAGUCCAAAAGGACUGUGUUAACUUAAGUAGAUCCCCAUGUGUGCUUAGUACUGUGAUAGACCAUAACCAACAUUCGCAAAAUACAUAAAAACUUCU